Molecule: messenger RNA, 4211 nt
Organism: Paramormyrops kingsleyae
Lineage: Eukaryota; Metazoa; Chordata; Actinopteri; Osteoglossiformes; Mormyridae
Gene: bin2a
Product: bridging integrator 2a
Biological process (GO): podosome assembly; plasma membrane tubulation; phagocytosis, engulfment
Cellular component (GO): podosome; phagocytic cup; plasma membrane
Molecular function (GO): phospholipid binding; protein binding
Source: RefSeq, a predicted model, not a curated record
CAACCUGAGGUCUAGGUGAGGUGAAAGGCAAACUCUUUCCGUUAUGUGGGUGGGGCGGUACGAGACUCGGCAUGCCUUGCACAGUGCUGUAUGCUACCUGGAAGUCCUAGGCAUCUCAGGGAAUAUACUGGCUAAGGAAUAACCAGCUACCUAUCAAAGGUCAAGGGGCAGCUUCACAGAGCAGAGACCAGAAGAGGACUAACAAGGAGAGAUGGAAGAAGCACAAAACACAGCCCAGGCUCGGCAGGACAUAAAGCCCAAAGAGAAGGAAGAUGAGGAAGAUGAGGAGGAGGCAGCAGAAUCCAUGGCAACCACUGGCAGUCCUGGAAGCGCCGGAGUGUUUGCGAAGCGGCUGCAGAGGCAGUUCAGCCGGGCUCAGGAGAAGGUCUUACAGAAGCUGGGGAAGUCAGAAGAAACCAAGGAUAAGCACUUCGACCUGUGCUGCCAGAACCUGAACAAACAGCAGACUGACGGAAACAGGUUAUCCAAAGACCUAAAGGCAUACUACAGUUCUGUGAAAGUUAUGCGCGAGACCUCCAAACAGCUGUCACAGACGCUAAUGGGAAUCUACAGCUCUGACUUUGAAAGAGAGGAGGACCUAUCUCUUGUUAUGGCGAAGGAGGAGCGUCUGUGGAGUAACUUUGAGGAGAAGCUUGCAGAUGGCAGCAUCCGUAUCAUGGAUAAUUACAUGAAUCAGUUCCCUGAAAUCAAGGAAAAGGUGGCCAAGCGAGGCAGGAAGCUGGUGGACUUUGACUCCUCGCGCCACCACCUGGACGUGCUGUGUAACAGCAAAAAAAAAGACGAGGCCAAAAUAGCCAAGGCAGAGGAGGAGUUAAGCUUUGCUGGAGAAAUAUUUGAUGACAUCAACACAAAGCUGAGGGAAGAACUCACAGCUCUCUACCAGAGUCGCAAUGGAUGCUACAUAGAGGUCUUUCAGAACAUCUCAAGUUUAAGGGACAUUUUCUACCACGAAAUGUGCACGCUGAACCAUGAAGUGUUCAGCGUCAUGAAGAGUCUUGAGGCUCAGUACCCUGAUGAGGUGUCCACCAUUAGAGCACUGCAAUGCUCUGGCUCCAAAAAGAGGCGAUCCCGUGUACUGUCCCCCAUAAAAACUACCUUUCCAGCUCUGACGCGGAAAUUUAGUUUCCGGCAGAAUGAGAGGGACAAAGACUCUGACCUGGCCAAUUCAAAGGGGGCUAAUUCGGCACUGGAUCUGCAGAGCAAUACACCACCCAUGGCCCCCAGGACCCUGCGCACCGAGGAAGGUGCCCAGUCAGAAUGCACGGAUUCUGAGCUGAACUUCACAAGUGGCAAUGAAAUGUGCGAGGAGAAUUCAGAACCGAACAAAACUGCAAAUAAGGGUUCUGGUGAAAAUGUAGAUAUGGAAGAGGAAGGAGAGCAUUCAAAUGAAAAGAAAAAUGGGUUACCCAAGCCAAACCAUAGCCACACCGUAGAUGAAUCUGAGAAAUUGAGUGAGAAUGGGUUCCUCAAGAGCCCUGGUGACCCUGACCCAACAGAAAAGGAGGAAGGCCCAAACCCAGACUGUCCUACAUCUGACAAAGAUGACAGUGAUGCAGACAGUGCAGACAGAUCUGAAGCAGGGAACACCACAGGAUUAUAAAAUAAGCUGGAGGACGUGGAAAAAAGAACCACUUAAAUCCAUGGGAUCACAGCACAUAAAUCAACAGGAGCUGGUCUAGAAUACUGUCAGGAGCGCGCAGACGGAUGAACGCUGACUGCGCUUCCACCAUUUACUCAUGUUGCUGGCGGAACUGCAGAGUUUACCGAUCGACGAGGGAUUCUGUCAUGCUUUGCGGGGGUUUAUAAAGUUAGAUCAUGAAGGCAGAUAAUUCGGCGUUCAGCUAGUUAAAAGACAGCCUAGCGUUCUCCGUUUGACUCCAGAAUUACAGUUUAUAGACAGCAACAUGACCUCCUUUCCAACAGGACAGUGUAUUGCAAAGAUCGUACCAUGAAUCGGAAUGUGAUUGACUCACUUGCUGGCCUCCAAUCCACACCUUGAUCCGAAUCCUAAUCAGAUUAUAUUGAUUUUAUAAAAUUGAAUCAGUUGUUGACUGUUUUCACUAAAGACGUCCAGGUACGAAAAGCAUUUUUUUGAACACCAAAGCCAAUGUAUGAUAUAUGUAGUGUACGGAGCUGCAGGAAAUACCCUGCUAAGAGAACCUGAAGUUUUGCCAGUGUCGUGUUUAUUUAGGCUUUAUUCUAAAUUGACUGCUUUCGUCAUAUCAUGAAAAGGAACAAAAAUGUUUUAACAGACACUAUGAAAUGUAUUAGUAAAACGAAUAACCAGUUAACAUACUAAAUAAACGAAUCAAUGUAACAUGUUUUAAAGGUUUCUUUUUUAAAAAUAAACACCUGUAGAUUAAAUACAUAUACUAAAUUUAAAAUGCCAUUUCAGUUUUUCAGUAUUCAAAUAUUGGCAAGAAAUACAUCUGACAUUCACUAUGUAAAUAUAAAGAAACCAGUACAAAUACAGGCAAGAGUCUAAUAUUAGGUCGUUGCUACGUUAAAACAAAGCUAUUUACAGUAAGAUAAAACAGUUCCAUGUUACUAUCCUGCCUGUAUCUCGCCUGCUAAGUUACUCUAGUUAAGAGAUUGUGGCCAAUUAUGGGGGAAAAUAAAAAAGCAAACAGUCCUGAAAGGUGCCCAAAUACUCAAUAAGUCACAGGCAGAGGCAUAAUCCUUAGAGAGGCCUCGCUAUGCCACAGCCUGCUGGUGCGCAGCUUUAAUCGAGGCGGCGUUUUAUUUUGCAAAGGCGCAGCACGCAGGCGGGAGCGCGCCUCGACUGGGACCGCCGCGUGCUAGGUGGGCGCGCCUGUCUGUGUUUCGGCGGAUCUUUGAGGCUCCUGAGCUGGUGUUUUCUAGCUGAGCCGAAGACCCAUAAAAAUGACCAGUUGUGGUGUAAUUCGGAGAUAAAUACCCUCAAGAUAAAAGGAUAUAAAAAACGGACUUUGUCUUUCUCCGGAAUCUUUCACACUCAGGUUUUUUAGUAAAAGACACCCUGAUGGUCAACAUGACAGCAGCCCCUCACGCUACAACUCCUUUGUUACAAGGGCUCACUACCCCUCUGCCUGGACAUACAGACUCUAUUGUCAUUGGAGUGGUGGUGUUUUUUGUCCUGUUGACACUGGGGUGCCUGAGUUUCCUGCUGUACCGGUACAUGUGUGCAAACCGGGGAGACUACAGGACGACGGGAGAGCCUGCCCCGGGGGAAGACCUACAGGUGGAUUACGAUAAAGAGCCAGAUGACAAGAAGGAGUACUUCAUAUGAACAGCGUCUGGAAACAAGAAGAAGAAAUUUAAUAUAAUGGAUGCGGGAUAGAUGUUUGGGUCUCAAAGUUGGGUCUUGUGGCUGCUGGUAUGCGGGAUAGAUGAGAUGACUGUGGAAGUGAGCGGCAGAAAAGAGGCCUUAACAUUCGAAGCAGCAUCGGGGGAACCUCUGCCACAAACCCAAGGUACUUUCAGAUGGAGCAUCUCAAUAUUUUUCCUUUACAUGGCAGACCUAGUUCAUACAGUACAUGCAAUUUUGUUUUUACACAUUUGCUCAGUUGCCUUGACAAGUUCAAUACAUUUGUCUUGUAUCCAGGGUCAAUAAUUGAUUGGUUUCGUUUGAUGAGAUCAGAAGAAUUGGUUUAUUUUUUAUUAAAUUUAUUUUUAGGAAUUUUAUGUGCUGUCAGUCGCAAAACUUUUAAAUGCACAGUAUGGCAAUUAGACCCUGUUAACAUUAUCAAUGCAAUGUGGACAUGAUGGCAAACAGGAAAAUCGACAGCAGCACUACAAUGCUCUGUUAUAUGUCUGCCAUUCUGUCCUGUCAGGGGCUGGCAAGUAUGAGCCUGUUAACAAAUGUCAAGGGUGUACGCAAAGUGUUACUGACCCUGAAAUUUGUAAUGCGCCCUGUAUCCUCAAUCGGCCUCCCGUCUUUGUUACCGUGAACAAGGUGUUGGUGUUUGUUACCACUUAUAUAUCCAGUGUAAUAUUUUUAAAAUUCUUGGUGUUAGCCUUGAUGUUUUUUUCCUAUUAUUAUUAUUUUUAACACUGCACAGGGCAUUGCACGUGAGUCAAAUUUUGGACCACGUUAAAAAAAUUUUUUGAAGGUGAAUGAUAUUCAGUUUGUAUAACUGCUAAUGAAGGCUUUUUCCUGUUUGCGUUGCAGUUGUGGAAAAUAUUUAAGGAAAUAAAAUGUGAAGAUUAAA